Phyllostomus discolor (pale spear-nosed bat) is the source of this 1456-nucleotide messenger RNA. RefSeq names its product Fc fragment of IgG receptor Ia (gene FCGR1A). Lineage: Eukaryota; Metazoa; Chordata; Mammalia; Chiroptera; Phyllostomidae. Gene Ontology annotation, molecular function: transmembrane signaling receptor activity. The transcript is spliced from 6 exons. The record is from RefSeq and is a predicted model, not a curated record. Bases 44 to 1180 code for a protein of 378 amino acids. Gene Ontology annotation, biological process: cell surface receptor signaling pathway; regulation of immune response.
UGCAUGUUACAGAUGUCACUGGUGCCAUCACCUUGGAGAUAACAUGUGGCUCUUAACAGCUCUGCUCCUUUGGGUUCCAGUUGAUGGUCAAACAGCAGACCUUGCAAAGUCAGUGCUCACCUUGCAGCCUCCGUGGGUCAGUGUAUUUUCAGAGGAAAAUGUAACAUUACAGUGUGAGGGAGCCCACCUGCCUUGGGACAGCUCUACACAGUGGUUUCUCAACGGCACAGCCAUUCAGACCUCGACCCCCAGCUACAGCAUCAUUGCGGCCAGUGUCAAAGACAUCGGGGAAUACAGGUGCCAGACAGGUCUCCUGCUGCCAAGUGACCCCAUACAGCUGGAAGUCCACAGAGAUUGGCUACUACUGCAGGUCUCUAGCAGAGUUGUCACUGAAGGGCAACCUCUGGCAUUGAGGUGUCACGGAUGGAAGAACAAGAGGAUAUACAAGGUGCUUUUCUACCACAAUGGCACGACCUUUAAGUUUUCUCCUUGGAAUCCUGAAGUCACCAUUCCGAAAACCAACGUGAGUCACAGUGGCAUCUACCACUGCUCAGGCUUGUACGGGAAGCCUAACUUCACAUCAGCAGGAGUAAACGUCACUGUUAAAGAGCUGUUUCCAGCCCCGGUGCUGAGAGCAUCCUCUUCACUGCCCCUGCUAGAGGGCAAGCCGGUCGACCUGAGCUGUGAGACGAGGUUGCUCCCACACAGCCCUCCUGGGCAGCUCUACUUCUCCUUCUACGUGGCCAACCAGACCCUGGCGAGCAGGACCGCAUCCUCUGGCUACCAGCUACGAACAGCUGGGAGAGAAGACUCGGGGUUCUACUGGUGUGAGGCCGCCACAGAAGACGGAGGUGUCAUCAAGCGCAGCCCUGAGUUGGAGCUUCGAGUGUUUGGGCUCCAGUCACCAGCUCCCGCGUGGUUUCAUGUCCUGCUCCACCUGGCAGUGGGAAUAAUGUUUUUGUUGAGCACUGUUUUCUGUGUGAUAAUAUAUAAGAAACUGCAGAGAAAGAGAAAGUUGACUUUCGAAAUUCCUGUGGACUCUGGUUAUGGGAAGAAGGUAAUUUCCUUCCGUCGAGAAGACAAACAUUUAGAAGAACAGCUGAAAUAUCAGGAACAAAAACAGCCGCAAGAGACGCCCCAGAAGCCCCAGGAGGAGGGGGAGCAGGAGGAGCAGCUCUGAGGGUGCCCACAAGUCAAGACAGGCCCUGCCCCUUCCUUUCCAUGAGCACGGAGCAUAAACAUCCAAAAGGUAAAAGACGCCAGAGUUGUGAGAGCCACGGCAUCCAACUAACCCUUAAAUAAAGCAAAGGAAUGAGCUGACUUCAAUGGAGCAAAACUUGGACAUUUGAUAAUUAGGGAUGAUUUGAUGUGAGACCUUUUGCAAAGCAAUUUUUAAAAACUUGAAAAUCAAGUCUAACCUAAUUAUCCUAUUGGGUAUUUUGAGCAAUAUUUCUGG